GGUAGUAACACGAGAGGCGCGUGGCAGCAUCUAGUUUAACAGAUAAAACGCCUUUCCUGCAUCAGAGGUAACUGUAACUGCAAAACGAUCAUUUCUUUACACUCAAACAAAUCAAUCAAUAAUCAUCAUCGCUUUCUCUUUCUCUUUCUCUCUCACGAUUUGAGAUGGGGAUAUAUCUGAGUACCCCGAAAACAGAGAAGGCCUCUGAAGAUGGUGAGAAUGGCAUGCUUCGCUUUGGUUUGUCUUCCAUGCAGGGUUGGCGUGCUUCUAUGGAAGAUGCUCAUGCAGCUCAUCCGUAUCUGGACGAGUCUACGUCUUACUUUGGUGUUUAUGAUGGCCAUGGAGGUAAAGCUGUUUCAAAAUUUUGUGCCAAGUUUCUACACCAGCAGGUGCUUAGGCAUGAAGCUUAUUUAGCUGGAGAUAUAGCCACGUCUUUACAGAAAUCUUUCCUCAGAAUGGAUGAGAUGAUGCGUGGACAAAGAGGGUGGAGAGAAUUAGCAGUCUUGGGAGAUAAAAUGGAAAAGUUGUCUGGUAUGCUUGAGGGGUUUAUAUGGUCUCCCAGGAGUAGUGAAGCCAAUGAACGUGCCGAUGAGUGGGCUUUUGAGGAGGGACCCCAUUCUGAUUUCAGUGGGCCUAACUGUGGAAGCACGGCGUGUGUGGCUGUCAUCAGAGGAAACAAACUUGUUGUUGCAAAUGCUGGUGAUUCUAGAUGUGUGUUAUCAAGGAAAGGCCAGGCACACAAUUUGUCUAAAGAUCACAAGCCUGAUCUUGAGGUUGAGAAAGACAGGAUUCUAAAAGCUGGCGGUUUCAUCCAAGUUGGACGAGUCAAUGGAAGUUUGAACUUGGCUAGAGCAAUUGGAGAUAUGGAAUUCAAGCAGAACAAGUAUUUGCCUGCUGAAAAGCAGGUUGUGACUGCUGAUCCUGACGUAACUUCGGUUGAGCUUUGCAAAGAUGAUGAGUUUCUUGUGAUAGCUUGUGAUGGGAUAUGGGAUUGCAUGUCCAGCCAGCAGCUUGUGGACUUCAUACAUGGCCAGUUAAAGACGGAGAAUAAACUUUCUGUGGUUUGUGAGAAAGUAUUCGAUAGGUGCUUGGCACCAACAGCUGGUGGUGAGGGAUGUGAUAACAUGACCAUGAUCUUGAUUCAGUUCAAAAAUCCUCUGACUUCAGAUGCUUCUGUCACAGACCAGCCUGAGUCAUCUGUUCAACCCACUCCAUUACCUCCGGCACAACAGUCUGAAUCUGACAGAAAGUUAGAUUAAGUAGAAUUGAAGUGAGAGAAUUUCAGACUCAGGCAGAUGGUCGUCAAUUUCUGACUGCAUGUUGAAGCAUUAGUGAGGGGAGGUGGUUCAUGGCUACUAUAUUUCCAGAUUUCAGAUUCCUGUCGUUAAUCCUCGAUUGAGGAUUGUAAAUUUGUGACAAACUGCUAGUUCAUGGGGUUAUUGGCUUUGUACAUAAGUUUGGUGACUUGAAUAUGAAUGGAAAAAAGCGUUAAGCAAGCAAAUACUGGUGUAGACACAGUUACAUGGAUGUUUAAAAUGACCUUUUUGGUAUCAUACAAAUGACAACAUGAUUGUUAACUGAAAGAACAGUAAGAACCUGUCUCCGGAGUCAUAUUCAUUAUAUCCACAAUUUGUAGAAGUUUCUUAGGAAUUCGGUGCAAUGUUGUCGAUAUUACAGGUCAUUUCUUUUGUUUCUGCACACUACCCCCAACCAGUUUGUUGAUGCUCAUGUGAUUAUUAGUUUUUGUCGCAUGGAGAUGAUACUUCCUUGGUUCUAUUGAAGUUGAUAACUAAUAAACAUAGAAUCUGAAAUAUGACAAUGGUCUUCAACUAA
This is a messenger RNA of Medicago truncatula (barrel medic), 1833 nucleotides long. Its product is annotated as probable protein phosphatase 2C 60. Bases 165 to 1259 code for a protein of 364 amino acids. NCBI's taxonomy places the organism in Eukaryota, Viridiplantae, Streptophyta, Magnoliopsida, Fabales, Fabaceae. The transcript is spliced from 11 exons. Gene Ontology annotation, molecular function: protein serine/threonine phosphatase activity; cation binding. The record is from RefSeq and is a predicted model, not a curated record. Gene Ontology annotation, biological process: protein dephosphorylation.